CUGUAUAAUAAGUUAACUUAGCAUUUUCCCCUUUCAGAUAGGUGGGAAUCGGUACAGGAAAUCUGCAAAAAUCCCCCUUCUGCACUGGCCCUUCUGCCAAAAAAGACGGACGGUUUUCUCCUAGAAAAUCAUCUUCAAUGUCCGGCGAUAUUUCCUGGAUUCUUAGGUAUGCAGGAUCGAUUUCAGCUUUGUCUUCUUCCACGUAAUUCUUGAGGUUGACCAAAUGGGGAUCCGGCAAUGGAGGAACUACAAUAAAAUCAUUCUUAGUAGAAAUUCUUAUCAACAUACGGUUUAAUUACGUUCUUCAAUUAUUUGAGUAAACACUGUAUCUUGAGGAGCAAUAUCUUCAAAAUUUUCAGGCGGCUGUAUAUUAAUUUUAACAAUUCUAGCUAUUCCGCAAGGCAUUACGUGAAACUUGGCAUAAGAUUCUUUGGUGCUCGGGAAAUUUCUGUAUAAAUAUUCCACAAGAAAAAAAAUUUGUUUGAAACGACCUAGAAACGAGAAUCCAUAACCAGGUUGUCCAGUCCAAACGUUUCCAUAUUCGUCAUGCUCGCCAGGAUCGAAGUAAUAAAAAACACCAUCUUGCGACCAUAUAGCUGCGUAUUUGUUUUUAAUAUAAAAUAUCCCCGAUGGGUGUUCAUCGAAAAAUGUUGCAAGAGACUUUUCAAUAAUGCUUUUCGCUUUUUCUUCCAGGGCUGAUGUUAAUUCUUCACUCAGCUCUGCGUUAGGACUUACGAAAAUUGUUAGUUUCUGGUCUCCCAAAAAGAAGGAAGGAUGCACCUUUUCUGGAGGUACUUCUAUAAGGCAUCUGUCACCUUGUUGGGUGCUUCUAACGUAAAUUUCGUCACCUCUAAUUAGGAUUUCGUCUAAUAAGUGUUUGGUCCAAUGAGCCAUUUUAAACAAGUAGGAGUAAACGCAGGCAAUGACUGAAUUACAUGCACCUGAAAUUAAAAAAAAGUCUUACAUUAUUUUGGAUAAAGGCAGGUCAUCGCGCGAGAACUCUUCUUCAAAUAAUUGGAAGCGUGAAGAAGAUUCUAAUAGAUAUUGGUACAGUAGUCACCGCAUUUGGUACAAUUCCCAUAAUAUUGUGAUUCUAUUGUUCGUGAAAAAGUGUUAUUGUUAAUGAACCCGCUUUUAUUCAAAUUCUCACCUUGUAGGCCAUUAGAUUUAAACGAGAAUCUUUUAUGAUAUUGGCUGAAAUGCCCAGUCAUAAUAGUAGCAUCGCCAAUAACGUCAUAUUGAUUCCAAACUUUUUUCAAAGUGGAUAUGGCCAAUUUUUGAGAUAUUCCUUCAGGUUUAACAUAUUUGGGUUCCGGCUUUGGAGGUUUCUUUCUUUUAUCUGGAGGAAUCCACUUCUUGGUGGGUACCGCAGGGUAAUUGAUGACAGGUUUUGGGCGUGCUGCGGGCUUGCGCUUUUUGUGGUCACCUCUAAAAAUACCCCAAAGAAGAUGAUUAUUAUAAACAUUCUUAAUUGUUAGGCACUAACCUCAUUGCAUGGAAUUUUUUCCCAUUGAUUCUUUUUACUAGAAAUUUGAAAUUUAGAUUUGACAACACACAAAAAAUUUAAAAAUUAACUGUCGACGGCAAUGGCUGUCAAUAGAACGUCAAAUUCGCAAUCAUUAUUACCCACAAAAUAUCCUUCUUUUCAUUUAACACAAAUUUUUGUAGCGCCUAUGUUUAGUUCUUAAUCAGUAAAAAUGUCAAAUCCCAGUGAAAAGUCUUCGACUUCUGAAGGAGACGAUGAUGAUUCCAGUAUUGCCUAUCCGAUGUUCCAACCAACCAACAAAUAUCCAGAUCCAGUUAAAAAUCAAAAAAGAAAAGAUCGGGUGUUGUUUAAAAAACCUUUGGAAGUCAUACCAGAACAGCAGAGCAUUAUAAGCGCAAAAAUUACACCUUCUAUGGGGACAAGAAUUGAUCUUCAAUAUAUAGCUCAAACAGUCUUAGAAGAUGACCAGCCACGUCCAAAAUACAUUGUCCCGAAAACUAGAAAGCAAAAGGAGCAAAUGGAAAAAAAUAGGGGGAACACCUCCAAGAAAUUUUGCAAAUAUGAAUCCGUUAAGAUGGCUGAUCCUAUUCCAGGAAAAAAAUUAAGCCGAGAGUUUGAAGUUGCGUCACCAGGACCAUCAAGUGCCAAAGUAUCACCGAGGAGAGUGACACCAACAUCCAGCUGGCUCUAUCCAGACCCUCAAGACUCCAAAGACUUAGCCUUGAGGAAGCCUAAAAGUGGAAUUAUUAUUAAUGUAUCUGACAAAAAAGCGGCUUCUGAGGAUUAUGACAGUUUUGAUUUAGUUUUUAAAAGAACUCCUAGAACUGAAGGGUCGAAGAGGAAGAGGAGCAAAAAAUCAAGUAAAUUAGAUGAUAUUCAGGAAGAAAGUGAGAGAUCUCCAAGGAAAGGCAAGAAGAAGAAGAAAGCGAAAAAGAAAACAGAAGAUUUGUUACCGGAAGAAAAUUUUCUAGCUUUGAUCGAAAAGGAAAUGGAACUACAAGAAAUGUUUGGUGAAGGUGACGGUGGACCGCAAGAUUACUUGACCAAACAAUUUAGAAGAAAAGUGUCUUUGAUGUCUCAGUCUACAUCCUACCAAAUCCAAGACUACGAUUUAGAAAGAGAACCUACCCUGUCACAACCAGGCCUGGAUAAAUUUGCUCAAAAAUUCCGCAGGGAAUCAGAAAUAAAACGUUUCGAGCCCAAAAAGAGACGCUUCAGACGCGGUACUUUAGAAAGUCACUCUUUUACCAACAUUUACCAGCCGAUUUUGAAAGAUUUCUAUUUCGGAUCUAGGCAAGGAACCAUGCAUCAAGGUGAUGAACAUUUGCCAGAAGGUACAAGAAACAUGCAAGGAAUUUGCAUACCAGUGGCGGCAUAUUGCUACUCGUUCCUUAAACAUCCCAAUAAAUGGACUGCAGAGCAUAUAGAUGAAAUAUUAGAUGUUGGUAGUCAGCUAUAUGUGAGCAGUUUAAAGAGUCUCCACGUACAUAAGUUUGGAAAGGACCUCACGCCCGACGAUUUGGACAAAUAUUGCUACAUCCGAAAUAAAAAGAUUCGUUUUAUUAUUGAAGAUCCCGAAGUUGCGGGUUCAAUCAAAUCUAAUGAUAGAACUGUUUUUAAUCUAACUAAAGCGCUGACGAUAUUUUUUGCCCGUCAAAAAGCUGGAAUUUUGCAGACUCAAGAUACAAAUUUAGCCAUAUGGAAGGAUAAAUACUUUUAUUUUUUCGAUGGCAAGCCGAGAACCAAGGAUUUAUAUUACUCGCCUAACGGUACUGCCAUUAUGGCUAAUUUUUACGAUAUUCCAGCAAUAGUCACGGUGAUGUUACAACGAUCUGGAAUGCAAAAUUGGCCGUUUGUUAUUUGUCCGAUUAAAAUUUUCAAGGUUUUGAAUAAAGAUGAAGAAGACGAUGACGAAAAGACUAUGGGCCUUGAUACAAGAAGCAACUAUGAUAUUUUGAAUGAAAAUAAAGCUGUCCUUUUGGGGUCGUACGAUUUGGGUGACAAGUGUUUUGGGUUUACUAGGAAUAAGCAGAGUUUGCCCAUGUCUGUAGUUUGUCUGGUAUAUUCCAGAAUAACACCCCCAAGCGCCUGGCACAAAACCACUGUGGACAAAAUCAUGAUCGUAGGAAACCAACUAUACAUCGAAUGCAUGCAAUGCGAAGCAAUUACCGAGCUCAAACUCAAUACUAUUCCUGCUUUCUUUACCGUCGGUCCUUACAUAAUCGAAAUCCACAUCUUCGUAAACAGAAUGGUCGACAUGAUGUACCAAAAAUGCGAUUGCAAUCUGCAUUGUUGCCUGGAAAAAUAUUUCAAGACCAGCACGAAUGCCAUACUGCAAAUUGGUAAUUCCCAUUUGGCCGUAUGGAAGCAGAGAAACAUGUAUUAUUGUUUUGAUCCUUAUCCACGUGACAGGGAAGGUUACAUAAGUAGAGACGGUUACGCUUGUGUCUCAAUGCACGCUAAUUUGGAAUCUCUAGUGGAAGUCAUAGCGAAUAAUUUUGAUAACAAGGACUUUGUUUUUAAUAUUCAUGCGUUGAAAAUCUGCAAAAUUCAUCGAGAUCCUGUCCAAUCUCGGCGCUUCCCAAAACACAUACCUUUAGAUGAGUUUCCACCAGAAGACUUCAAAACUUACAAAAUGAGAAAAAGCAAAAGACCUGCCACAGAGAAACCGGUUACAGUUGAUUACUCGGCUUUGGCCAUGCGCAAUUUACUGAUGGGCGAGACUCCAGAGCCUUCCAUUUUUGAAACAGGCUCUAACGUUGACAGCUUAGCCUUGGAGCAAAUUCCUCCAUUGCUGCAUGCCGACAGAAUGCCUCCCAAAGCAGAGAUGGCAGCACGAAAACCUCUAGAUAGAGAUGUUAUAGCCGAUUUGGAUUCCCCAAGUUUAUCCGACACUCAAAUACCACCACCUCGUCCGACCCAACCAAAAGACUUGGAAGAUGUGGAGUUUAUGGAUUUAGAUUCGUUUGAACUUACCCAAAAGGAGAUUGAAAUGGAGGAAAUGUACGGUUAUGGGGAAGGAUUUAUGGAUAUCCCAGAAGGUGAUAGUUUGGAAAAAGAAAUUGAUGAAGAAGAAUUCCAGGCCGCAAUGAAUUUGGAACCACAACCGAGCGAAGAAGGGGAGGAUUAUUAUUAUUCUGCCGAUGAGUAUGCGCAGGUCCGGGAGGGAUCGUUGGUACCUCGAGUCAUUUCGGGACAGAUGAAUACAGAUCUGACCUAUUUCCCAAUUAAAAAAGAAAUCCUCUAUCCAACAAACGUCAGAGCUAAGCAGCGAAUGAAAGCCCGAGUCGCUCAAGCAAAAAAACCGUUCGACUGGCAGCAAUCUUUCGAACCAUUAGCACCGGAUGUAACCAAAUCGGAGGAAUUAAACAAAGAAACGAAUUUUGUUGAUCUACCCGAUGAUACCCAAAUAAUUAGAGGAACAAAAAAUAUUGCAGGCUUUGGUGCCGAUAUCGAGUUCAUGGCACCUUUCGUGUGCGUUAUGGCUGAUGUUGUGGCGAAAAAGUAUUCGGUUUUGUCUUGGACACCGGAAAUUAUCGAUUAUGUGCUGAAAUGCGGCUCGGAACUGCAUCAGGCUUCGAAGUUCAGAUAUGAUCAGGUGUCCAAGCUGGAAAUUCCUCAAAUCUCCCUGGGAAAAUCCAAAUUCACUUGCUUAGUAGAAUACGUAUUUGACUCUUACACUAGACAAAAUAUUUUGGAGUUGGCCAUUGAGAAAAUUUUAUUUGUGAGAUCGGAUAUGGGAGUUUUGGUGACACCAACUUACGCUUGCGCGCUUAUUUUCAAAAAUCACCUUUACUACAUGUACGAUGGUUUUGGCAAUAAUGAAGUUGGUUUGAGUGAAGGAAUGUCUGAUGAUGGAGUCGCGUGUUUUUCAAGGUUCAAGGAAGUUCAUUCUUUAGUAACAAGGAUAAUGUAUAAUAAAAAGAAAAGAGAAAGUAACGAAGAUGUUGUUUAUACAAGGUUUGUAUUGAGCUCCGUGAAAGUUAAACGAUUGCAUCCUUCAGAAGAACGAUUCGAUAAAGAUAGAAAGAAGAAAUCUGAUGAAAAAACUGCUGAAGAAGAAGAAGAACUUGCAAACCAGUAUGGUGAAGAUGGUGAAGAUGGUGGUAGUAUCGAAGCUGGAGAUGCCUCAGAGGACGAUGAGAAGAAAAAGGAACCGGAAAAUAAAGUUGGUUACCAAUACAAAAAGGGUAUCUACGUUAUCGAAGGUACCAGAGGAUUGGUUUCUGGUGAAAAUCUUGGGGAAGACAAUGAAGAAGAAGCUAGAGCCAGAAUUAUGAAAUUGGGUGAAGAUCAUUUUGCUUGCAUAUGCGCAUGCCUCAUGUUGCUGUCUUUGCCAAUUGAAAAAUGGGACACUAAAAAAGUGGACGAGGUUUUGGACCAUGGGAAUCACAUUUAUUCCCAUGCGGACGAUUUGGAAAUGUCCGAAAAAAGAACCAUCAAGAAUAUACUAAUUGGUAAAAACUUUUUCGAUAUUAUCGUGAAAAGGGUGAAAAUCGAAAACUCGAGAGACAAUCGAAACUUGAAAACAGGCAUCGAUACUUUGCUACGUAAAAAAAUGUCUUACUUUUUGAUACAAUUUGCCGAUAAGUGUUAUACAGUUCACAAAUCCACCAAUAACGAUAUGUUCCAUAUAUUUUACUCAAGUGGAGUACCACAAGGAAAGGCAGGAAAAAAAGGCAACGAAACUACAGACGAUGAAGAAGAUGAAAGCAGUGGACCUAUGGCGGGAUGGCUGAGAUGUCGAAAUUUGAAGGCCGCUAAAAGAAGGCUCAAAAAAGCAGCUAAAGGUCGCGAAAGUUACGAAUUCUAUACCUUCGAAGUCACUUCUAUAAGGAAAGCUCCAAAAGAUAUGCUCAUCAACUACAGAUUAAACCAAUAUGAACUGGAAAAGCAGAAGCAACCAGAACUAUUUGGUAAACCCUUCUACGAAGACGCAGAAUGGCUUCAAGUCGACCUACUGCCAUGGUCCAGGGUACUCAAUAAAAAUCCCGAAGGAUCUGAUAGAGGCUCUCCAGAAAAUCUUUGGCAAAAUUGGGAUAUUGAAUACAGAAACGACUUGUAUUCUUUAAUGAGCAAUAUUCAUCAAGAUUCCGACAGGUUCCCAGAAGAAGCCCGUGGAAAACAGACACUUUGCAAUCUGGUUACUUGCAUAGGAAUGCUGGAGAUUUACGAUUUGACCGAAUGGAAUUCGGCGGUAAUCGAUUCGGUACUGGUCAAUGGAAAUCGGUACUUUUUGGAGUGUACUGAAGGGAUUAAGGAUGAGGAUUAUGAAAUGUCUGUUGAUGAUUUGAAGGAUUCUUGUGACAUUUUUCCAUUUACGUUUAAAGUUAACAUUAAGCCUGUCGUGGAAGGAACCAUGUUUUUGGUCAGGAAUACUCAAUUUAAUCUUUACAAGGCAUUGCGGUUAUUCUUUGAUCAUUACAAUCGAAGAGCUGGAAUAAUUUGCUGCACGAAAUCCAACAUGAAAAAGCACCUAGCGUUCGGUAAACCCCAAAAGCACGAAUAUUACAUGUUUGAAGCUGAUGCCCAUGGAGAGCCUAUGUUUCUCGACGGUAUGGAAAAAGCGUAUAUUUUACGUAUGACCAGUUUGAACCGGUUGCUGCACGUUUUAACCCUAAUACUUAGAGGGGGAGACUUUUUCGUUUUUGAAGUUAAAAUAAGUGAAGUGAAACCGAUCAGCUGAAGAAUGAAAUAAGAAUUUGCCGUUUUCAAAAUGUCAUUUGUGGCAAUACAAUUCUAAAGACAUAAAAUAAUCGUUUUAUUCUGCUCUUAAAAUAUGCUCUUUAUUGUCUUUAUUGAAUUGUGAAGUACCACUGUCAAAGGUGAGUGAAAUAGGAACAUACUCCAGUGCAUAGAGUAUGAAACAAAAUCCAAUUAGAAAUAUCAGAAUCGAAGCUCUCACUCUACAAUAGGGUUGAUAAGAAGUGUUUCCUCGAUGAUUGGCGUUUGCGGUUUUUUUGCAGUUCAUCUCCAUCCUUUCAAAAAAUAAUCACCCUGUAAAUACCAAUUAGUAAUAUAUGUAGCUUCACCAAGCAAUGGUUUACCAGUUUAGUAGGUCAAUGAUAUUAUCAACAGGGAAGUAUUACAUUGUUGAAAUCGCACAAACAUAAAAAAACCGAUGCACAGCUAGCAUCAGCAUCCGUUUGGAUCAACCUUUCCUCAGGAACGCCUUAUUCCAGGGAG
Messenger RNA from Ceutorhynchus assimilis (cabbage seed weevil), 7672 nucleotides. The record is from the annotation of a GenBank genome assembly. Lineage: Eukaryota; Metazoa; Arthropoda; Insecta; Coleoptera; Curculionidae.